Phytophthora infestans T30-4 is the source of this 1703-nucleotide messenger RNA. RefSeq names its product myosin-like protein. Gene Ontology annotation, biological process: protein targeting to vacuole; protein transport to vacuole involved in ubiquitin-dependent protein catabolic process via the multivesicular body sorting pathway. The transcript has a single exon. Gene Ontology annotation, cellular component: ESCRT-0 complex. Gene Ontology annotation, molecular function: metal ion binding; phosphatidylinositol-3-phosphate binding; ubiquitin binding. The record is from RefSeq and is a predicted model, not a curated record. Bases 263 to 1660 code for a protein of 465 amino acids. NCBI's taxonomy places the organism in Eukaryota, Oomycota, Peronosporomycetes, Peronosporales, Peronosporaceae.
CGAGAAGCUGCGACGCGAGAAGCUGGAGAUAUCUUGUGUGAUUCGAAUCCAAACGCGGUGCCGACGUUGGUUUGCUCAGAGGAAGCGAGUGCAGCUGAUACAGGAGAAGCGUGAGGUGGCUGCGGCUAUCAUCAUUCAAAGACGGAGCAGGCGAUGGCUCGAGCAGAACCAGGUUAAUUCAGCUAAGCUAAGGCGCUUUCGCUUGAACGUGGCGUUCUGCAAGCUCCGUCGUGCAUGUCUAGCGUCUCAGGCAGCAGCUGAAAUGGAGGCCGAGCCUUCCCCGAGUGAUGACUCGACGAAGAGCGGACCCAAGCGACGUGUUUCAAAGUCAUUAGGCUUGCCAGUGACUCUGUCCAGCUCGGAGCAGGAAGACAGCUCUACCAGUGAUGACUGGAUGGAGCCCCCACUCCGCAUUACCGCUCCGACUCACCGUCGCACCAACAGCAGACGCGCAAACAGUCGACGUAGCCGUACAAGCAGCAGCCACGUCGACGAUCGCAAUUCGCUUCUGGAGAACGAGAUCUUGCGCUUACAACAGAUGCUGGUAGAGCAACAGAACGGUAGAUCUCGGCAGGAUCAGCAGCGCCGAUCGUCGGCUUUUUCUCGCCCGCCUCGGAGUGCCCCGCUGGACUUGAGUCAAUCCGCCCGUGUAACGCGCUCACGCUCCGGUCGUCGUCGGUAUUCAGAGGACGGUGCCUUAUCCGAAGACGAGGACGGAGAGAAUGACGACGAAGCAUCGCUGUUGCCACCACGUCGUGCGCGGAGUGUCAUGCCGGCACAGCAAGCUGAUCACGUGUCCAUGCUAUCGCAGAAGAUCGAAGAGCUGGACGCCAAGUGCAAGUUCCUGGAGCAACUCGUGGCUCGCAAGAAUUACGAAGACGCCGCAAGAGAAUCCUUCAUGUACGGCCGAGGGUCGUUCGGUGGCAGGGAGCGCUUUCCCUCUGCGGACGGAUCAUUGUACGGCGACACCCCACCGAGCGAAACUGGAUCGGAUGUGGACUCAAUCAUCUUGAAUAUCCAGAGCCAGAUGAACAUGUUGCGCCAGUCUAUCGCUGGGAAGGAGCAGGCCCUCCAGACGUCUCGCAAGUCGCACGCCUUGUCAUUCUCAUCCAGCACACGGCCGACACGCUCCUCGUCAGCUGCAUCGACCACGUCGUUUACGAAUCUGCCCUUGGGUGAGGCCCCACCGAGUCUCCCGUCGCUUCCGUUGUCCGAGUCGCAGCUUUCAGCCGGUGGCUCAUCACAUGGCAACAGUCGGCGCAGUGGCGGUAGUUCGCUUGGACUUCCUCCAACGCCAACGUCUUCAGUAGCGUCGUCGUUCUACCAGGGCCCACCCCGUUCUUCUCCUGCGAAUUUUGGUGGCCGUGGAAUGCCUCGAAUCGUCAAGUGGGCUCGCUCCACCAACUGCUACGAGUGCGAGGAGCCGUUCAACUUGUUCGUGCGACGACACCAUUGCCGUAUGUGCGGUAACUCGUUCUGUCACGAGCACUCGAGUCGACGUGUGUCAGUCUUUGGCAUCGGCUUCGACGACGAGCCUGUCCGCGUCUGUGACAACUGCUUUGCCGAGUACUAUGCAGCGUCGCAGGAGCCGCAGUAUCACCCUCAGUACGGCUUCAGCUCCGGUACACUGUCCACGUCUUCGCGGCUUGGUGGCUUGUAGUGAACACGUGUGAUCUUCGUAAGAAUUUACAAGUAGAAUAGUC